GACAUCUGCGAGCUGCUGCGCGACUCGCAGUUACCUGGCGGCCGCCGGGCGUGGGCGGCGCGGGGCGGCGGGAGGCGGCGGGGCCGGCGGCGGCGGUGGCGGGGCGGCGCGGCGGGCGCGCGGAGGCGGGCCGCAGGAGGCGGUGGCGGCGGCUCGGCGGCGGCGCACGAGUCGCUGCUGCACUCGGUGGUGUCCGGGGCGCUGGACCGCCUGCACUACGAGCCCGACCCCUGCGUGCGCUACGACACCAAGCGCAAGACCUGGCUGUACCUGCACCGCGCGCGCACCGAGCAGGAGUUCGAGCGGCUACACCAACAACAACAAGGAGCUGUCAAGGGCAAGAAGGCAACUGGACCAAGAAAGAUCAGUCGUGCGAAGAAGGAUCCUGCAGCUGCUGCGGCGGUGGCAGGCCUGGUGUCGUCUCCGCCCACCACUGCCUCCCCACCCACCCCCACAACUCCUGUGUCGAUCAAGAAGGAACUGCCAACAUCCCCCCCACCUGUGUCCACCAUUGCUGCCUCCAUUCUCCAGACCCCUACUGUCACAUCAGUAUCAGUUACAUCUUCACCUGCUGCAAUUGCUUCAUCUCGUGUCACACCUACCACGUUACUUGCUGGCAAGAGUCUACUUGCCAGUUCAGUACAAAUGAAGACAGCGGGAGGUAGCCCUGUGACAAGCCUUAUGAAGACUGUUACCCUGACGCCACAGCAAGUACAGGCUGUAGCCACUGCACGGAGUGUUGUAGCAGCGCAGGCGAAAGCUGCUGCUGCUGCUGGACAAGUGCGCACGCAACUACCUGAGGCAUCGGGACAGGCGUCCCCGCAGCAGGUUGUGUCAGCGGCACAGCAGCUUCAACAGCAACAGCAGCAGCAGUCUGCGACAGCAACGGCUGUGCAGCGUGCUCGUGCCGUGGCACCAGCAACAGCCAAAGCCCUAGGACUGGCUGGGGUUCGUCUAGUCAACGCUACCGCUGCAGGCGGUGGGACCACAUUGGCUGGUGGACCUCAGACCAUUUUCAUUCGGCAACAGGCUUUGCCGCAGGGGAAGGGUGCUUCUGUGACACAGGCGCAGGCACAGGCAGCUGCGAUUGCUCAACUUCAGCAGCAGUUACAGCAGCAACAGCAGCAGCAACAAUUGAAAUUACAGUUGCAACAACAGCAGCAGCAACAGCAGCAGCAGCAACAACAGCAGCAACAGCAGCAGCAACAACAACAGCAGCAGCAGCAGCAACCGCAACAACAGAUAAAGCAGCAAUCACAACAGGUUGCUGUAUCAGGUGUAGGGACAGGUCAACGACUUGUCACUACAAUGUCGGUUUUGGGACCAGGCCAGCCAAGAGUGAUCACACGAGUGGGAGGGAAACCUAUCCCAGUGUCUCAUGUUACGCUGGCAGCUGCAGGCUCUGGGACGCAAGUUGUGACUGCUGGAACCACAGUGGCACGAACAGUUGUCACACAAGCGGCACUAGCUCAGCAACAGGCGCAAGGUCGGCUGCAGGGCCAAAUGAUUUCUGUAGAGAGUUUGCUGGCCCAGCAGAAACAACAGCAGCAACAGAAACAGCAGCAGAUUAACAAUGUGCGGGCGCAGCAGCAGGUGCAGCAGUCACAGUCGCAGCAGACAGCUGCAACGGCGCAAACUGCCACCGCUGUUCCCGCUGGUGCCUCUCUCAUCCAGCUGGCUGGACCGGGUGGUGGGCCUGCACAGUUUGCUGUUGUGUCUCAGGGAAGUUUGCUGUCUGUUGGAGGCCAACCUGCGAGGCUGUUACAGCAGCGCGUGCUGUCGAGUGCUAUAGCAACAUGUCCACAGGGCCGUGUGCUGGGUGCUCAGGCGGGUGCUCAAGCAGUGGCGGCUGCGGGUGGGAAGCUGCCUGCCGGGACGGCGACUGCAGCUGGCCUGCGGGUACUGGGCCCCGGUGCUGCAGCAACCGCUGGACUGAACCUCGCUCACAUUGGUGGCAAGCCGGUGCUGCUGGCCAGCAAGCCGGCCACUGCUGCCGCCCAAGCUCAGGGAGCAGCCACUGUGCAGGCUCUUCGACCAGGCGUAGUUCUAGCAGCACAGCCAGCAAACACAGCAACAGCAGCAACCGUUGGUGCCUCUGGAGUGACAGCGACACAGUCAGCAACCGCAGGCACUGGGACAGCUGCACCUGGCACAGCGCAGACAGUGGUGCUGGCAUCGCAAGCGCUGCGGGCUGGGACAGGAGGAGCCCUGCUUCUACAGGGUGGAGGUGGCCCUGCACAACAAAUCCUACUGCCUCCUGGCUUCGCUGGAGGAACACUCAACAUUAAAACACUGCAGGGUCUCAAAGUCAUACCGUUGGCCCAGGCUGGAACUGCAAAUGCUACGGGGGCUGCUGGAGCAACUGCAGGGAAAGGUCGCCAGCAAGUAUACGCGCGUAUCAUUGGGCCAGGCUUACGGGCCUGUUCUCCAGGAAUCCAGGCACAAACCGUAACUGCUCCUGCACCCAGCUCUACACCGUCAGUGAGCGACCCUGCCACAGGCCAAGCUGAGUAGACUAGUGCUUCCGACAUCUCAGAAUCUUGACUUUUGGCUUAGUAUGAAUGAUUGCCUACGAGUGACUUUUGUGUGUAUCAAAUAAAAAUUGUGUCCGUUUGUAUGUAGUGGUGAAUUAUUUAUUUUUUUAUGUUUCUACUUAAGAACGUAAAAGCACAUCUCAUAAGCAUGUGCAAGUUGAAGUGUAUGCGAGUGUUUCAAGAUCUAGUAUGAACUCCUUUAACACUUAACAUGUAAUAUUGUUACAAAAACAAAGUAAGUAUGAAAACAGUGCUAUAUUAUGGCAGAAUUUUAUUGAAAAUAAAGAGUAGAAUGAGUUGUCUGUGAUGAUGGAGUGGAAUUAUUUACAUUGGCUAAGAGCAGUCAGUGUAAGUUUGUAGAAGAAAAUAUAGUGUAAAUUGUUCAAAGAUAAUUAUAUUGUAAUCGGCUAGUAAAUUAGAACCAUACCAAAAGUGGUGAAAUCGUGGAGAGUUAAUGGUUUGCAUCAUUGAAAAAUAUCUAUACAGAUAUAUUAUGGGACAUAAAUAAUGUGUAAUAUAGGAAAGGACUAGUUCUACAGGGGUUUUGCAAUUUAAUCUUAAAAAUUUUUAAAGCAAGAGAAAUAUUGUCAGUGGAGUACAUGUUCAGUGUCAACAAUUAUACCUUGAGUAAUUUUUAUUUAUGAUGGAAAUAUUUUAAUCAUGCCCAAGGCAAACUUUUCUAUUUAAUCAAAAAAAGCAAGUGCAUUAAUUUGAUGUUAUUCUAAUUGGAACUUUUUAACUUCCAAAAUGCACAUAGAACACAAUCUAUUUUUUCAAAUGCUUUCAAACCCUACUGACAAAAGGUAGAGAUGUUUGCAUUUCAAAGUUAAACCAUUUUCAGAACUGAAUAAUUCUACAAGGAGGAUUGUACCAAAACUGUAAAUUGGCAAAAACUCAUUUGGGUAAUAAGCAAUGUGAUUUGGAUUGUGAAACAGCAAUGUCUUACAAUGUUGGUGGAGCUAAAUGUGCGCAAAUAAAAGAAAGCAGUUUUGAUUAUCAUAUAUGAUUAUUUAUGAAUAAUUACUUGACCUAUUCUUGCUCUAGAGAGUAAAAAUUGGAUAACUUCUUUUGAAGUAGUUAGGUUUUCAUGUUGAGUAUUGGAUGAAUUAAUUUGACUUUAUCGCGUAUGUGGGGUGGUCGACAAAUUCUUGACGAAAGAAUGGGGAACUUUCAAAGAAAUAAAAUAUUUAUAUAAAAUUUUUCAACGAAACUUCUAUUUAUUGCAAUGUGCUUUCC
Molecule: messenger RNA, 3770 nt
Organism: Gryllus bimaculatus (two-spotted cricket)
Lineage: Eukaryota; Metazoa; Arthropoda; Insecta; Orthoptera; Gryllidae
Source: the annotation of a GenBank genome assembly